Molecule: messenger RNA, 1446 nt
Organism: Cladophialophora psammophila CBS 110553
Lineage: Eukaryota; Fungi; Ascomycota; Eurotiomycetes; Chaetothyriales; Herpotrichiellaceae
Exons: 2
Coding region: 1-1446 (481 amino acids)
Biological process (GO): transmembrane transport
Cellular component (GO): fungal-type vacuole membrane
Molecular function (GO): transmembrane transporter activity
Source: RefSeq, a predicted model, not a curated record
AUGCCAGCCGCAAAAGCUCUCCUCUCCAAGCUUUCCCAUGAGAGCGGUCUAUCCGCAAUUCUUCACUCGUCACGCGACACCAAACUAUCAUGUCUUAGCCGCUUCGUAAGGCUCUUCGCCUACGGCGCUUCGUUUCUUAUCCUUGUACACUAUCUCUCCAUCCUCGGCUUCAGUGAUGCACGCAUUGGCUUGUUCAUGACCUCGACGUUACUCGGGGACGUCGUCGUCAGCUUCCUGCUGACCUUGAUCACGGAUCAGGUGGGACGCCGACGCAUUCUGGCUGCAGGAGCCGUGUUGAUGAUGAUGAGUGGUGCCGUGUUUGCGCUCUGCUCGAACUUCUGGUUUCUUUUACUGGCGAGUGUUGUGGGUGUGAUUAGUCCGAGCGGCAAUGAGAUUGGGCCUUUCAAGGCCGUGGAAGAGUCCAUCCUCGCUCAACUCACAGACAAGGACCAGCGAAGUGACAUCUUUGCGUGGUACACGCUGUUUGGUACCUUGGGCGCGGCAUUGGGGACUUUGAGCUGUGGCUUUAUGGUGCAGAUUCUGCAAGGACGGGAAUCGUGGACUGCGGCUGGCGCAUACAGAGUCGUGUUUGGAGUCUACGCUCUGCUGGGCUUGGUGAAGCUUAUCCUUACUCUAAUGCUUAGCGAAUCUGUCGAGCUCGAACGACCGAAACAAGUCUACCAGGAAGUUCCAAUAGAGCUGGAGGACGAGGGCUUACUUUCCGACAGCUCUGACGAAGAAACCCUUGAGCCUCGUUCGAGCAAGCAGACAACUGCUCGCACAUCAGUGCCUCCAUCGCCACCAACCCCACCUCUCCUGAGUCGUCUCCGUUCACUCCUGCCGUAUAUUUCUCCUACUUCUCGAAUGAUCCUGGUGCGCCUCCUCUUCCUCUUUUUUCUCGACUCGUUCGCCUCCGGUCUCGCCUCGCCUUCCUGGCUCACCUACUUCUUCACCACGGUCCAUUCCCUCGAGAGCUCAGCGUUAGGCACAUUGUUCCUCGUCACCAAUCUCCUCGCCACGCUUUCCAACCUCGCCGCCCUCCCUCUUGCACGGCGCCUGGGUCCGCUCAAAACGAUGAUCUUUACCCAUCUACCGUCAGCUGUCUUCCUCAGUCUGGUUCCUUUCCCUCCCGCCACAACAACGGGGACCUGGUUGGCGAUGGGAUUCCUCAGCCUGAGGGCCUGCACGCAGAGCAUGGAUCAAGCGCCAAGGCAGGCGUUCUUGUCCUCGGCAGUUCUGCCGGCAGAACGGACAGCAGUGUUAGGGGUUGUGAACAUCGCGAAGACUCUAGCCCAGGCAGGCGGUAUUGGAGUAUCAGGUGCGUUGGCUGGCGCGAGAUUGUGGGUUGUGAUGCUGGCGGGAGCGGGAACGAUGAAGGCUUCGUACGAUCUGCUCAUGUUGUGGAUGUUUCUGGGUAUCAGGGACCGAGAAUCCGACAGUAUUUGA